AUGGCAGAAAUCAAAGACGGCAAGUUCGCCCACGACGCCACGGCUCCCCCGCAGUCCAACCGUGUCCUGCCCCUGUUCUCCCUCAAGGGCAAGACAGCCAUCGUCUCCGGCGCCACAUCUGGCAUCGGGCUGGCCGUCGCCCAAGCCUUCGCUGAAGCCGGCGCCAAUGUCGCGAUAUGGUACAAUAGCAGGCAGGAGGAGGCUGAAAAGGCGGCAAAGGAGGUUCAAAAUGAGUACGGGGUCAUGUGCAAGGCCUACCAAGUGAACGUCAAAAGCUACGAGGCGGUUGAGGCGGCCAUCAACUCAAUCGUGUCGGAAUUCAACGGCCGGCUCGACGUGUUUGUGGCCAACUCGGGCAUCGCCUGGACCAAGGGCGCCAUGCUGGACGGGCCGCUGGACAUGUACACGUCGGUGAUGCAGGCCAACGUGGACGGCACCUUUUACUGCGCGCGCGCCGCGGGCCAGCACUUUAGGCGGCAGAAGCGCGAGGGCACGACGCUCGACGGCAGCCGCCCGCUCGACCCGCCCUUCACGACGGGCAGCUUCAUCGCGACGGCCAGCAUGAGCGGGCACAUCGUCAACAUCCCCCAGCUGCAGGCGGCCUACAACGCAAGCAAGGCCGCCGUGGUCCACCUGUGCAAGAGCCUCGCCGUCGAAUGGGUCGGGUUUGCCCGCGCAAACUCGGUGUCGCCCGGCUACAUUGUGACCACCAUCUCCGAGUUUGUUCCAGAAGAGACCAAGAAGAUCUGGAAGGACAAGAUUCCCAUGGGCCGCGAGGGGAUGCCAAACGAGCUCAAGGGGGCGUAUCUGUAUUUGGCAUCAGAUGCGUCCUCGUAUACCACAGGGACCGAUAUCAUUGUUGAUGGCGGGUACUGCUUGCCAUGA
Molecule: messenger RNA, 885 nt
Organism: Canariomyces notabilis
Lineage: Eukaryota; Fungi; Ascomycota; Sordariomycetes; Sordariales; Chaetomiaceae
Product: NAD(P)-binding protein
Exons: 3
Coding region: 1-885 (294 amino acids)
Cellular component (GO): intracellular anatomical structure
Molecular function (GO): oxidoreductase activity, acting on NAD(P)H, oxygen as acceptor
Source: RefSeq, a predicted model, not a curated record